Gaeumannomyces tritici R3-111a-1 is the source of this 1953-nucleotide messenger RNA. RefSeq lists its product as hypothetical. The record is from RefSeq and is a predicted model, not a curated record. NCBI's taxonomy places the organism in Eukaryota, Fungi, Ascomycota, Sordariomycetes, Magnaporthales, Magnaporthaceae. The transcript has 3 exons. Bases 442 to 1650 code for a protein of 402 amino acids. Gene Ontology annotation, molecular function: hydrolase activity.
GGUUCUCAUGUGCACCAGCACCUUCCUGGGACUUGGCAAUGGCCCCGGGUAAGUUGCAGUGGCUCGACCUGUCCGCUGCGCGACGGUUCCCUUUCACUUGAAGCUCGUCUCGCAUACACUUUACCCCAGUCCCAAAGUUUAACGCCAUGACCUCGCACCGGACGGCACGACCCCUUUGUGAUCGCACUACAUACGCCUAGCACCGGGCGCGACAUGUAAGCUUCCAUCGGCUGAUCGGGAGGCUCGCUACCACGAAUCGAGGGGGUAUAAUUGCGGGCGGCACCGCUCGACCUUGGCAGCAGGUCCGCCACGGUGCCACACAUCUUGCCCGUGCUUUCUAGAGACACGACCAGGGCCUUGUGCAGCAGCAGCAGCAGCAGCAGCAGCAAAAACAAGUACCAAAACACAGCAGAGGGAAAAAACCCCUCGAACUAGGCAACCAUGCUCCUCGGUCCAGUAUCCUACCUGGACUGCCUGGUAUUCUGCGUGUUCUUGGCGCCGCAGCUCAUCUACCAGGCCGGCCUGGCCGACACCGUCGCGUGCGCGCUGCGGUGCCUCCCGUUCAUAUUGUACCGACUGCCGCGGGACUUUCUCCGCGACCGGUUCGCAUCUUCAGGCCGCCUGACCCCCUUCGCACAGCGGGCCGAUGGCUUCGAAGACUUUGUGAUCCGUUGCGUCCGCUACGCUUUUGCCAACGUACCACCCCGCAUCGCCCGCAUUUUCUUUGACCGCAAUGUCGCACUCCCGUUCCUGAGAUGGCGCAUGCUCCGCCACGGAUACGUCAGGUCGCCUGUUCACUGGCGUGAAUAUGAAGAGAAACACUUCAAAGGAGUCUGGAUCGUUUCGGACCCUUCGAGGCGUCCCGAUGUGGUCUUGUACUACCUGCACGGUGGCGGAUUCUCCAUGGGAUCGGCGUAUUUCUACCUCGACUUCCUGCUCGCCUGGCAUCAUAUCCUGGUAGAGUCCGGGUACAGCAACCCGGCCAUAUUCGGCCUCGAGUACACCCUAGUGCCAGAUGCGUGCUUCCCAACCCAGCUGGACGAAGCGAUCCGCGGCUACAACCACGUCCUGUCAAUGGCCGAAGACCCGUCCAUCGUGGUUCUGGGCGGCGACUCUGCGGGUGCGGCACUUGCUCUCAGCCUCUUGCUUCACCUCGGCCGGGACAAGUCCUAUACGCCCGGGAAGGGCGGGACACCUUCGGGUGCAGCGGAGGUCUGGACGGAGCUUCCGGCCAUGGCGGUGCUGAUAUCGCCGUGGACAACGCUCGUGUCACAAAGCCAGCACAACACAGAAAGCGACUAUCUUGAUGUGGAUACGCUGCACCGAUUUGGCACCAACUACUGUGGGCCAAACCACUCGGUCGAUGAGCCGCUCGUGUCGCCAGGCAGGUGCGAGGAUCGACAGUGGUUGCAGCGGGCAGGGCCGGCCAAAGGAGUUUUUGUGACAUAUGGCGAGGACGAAGUGUUCGCGCCGGAAACAAAGAGGCUCGUCAAGACAUGGCAGGACGCGGGCGUCAAGGUUAGUAGCCUGGGGGAGGAGGCGGGUGUCCAUGCGUGGCCCGUCGCGUCUAUUUUUAUCAGUACACAGAAGGAGCGGCGACUCAAGAGCUUGCGGAGCAUCGUCGCUAUGAUGCGGGAGCAGAUUUCGUAACUCGUAUCAUGCGCGGGUAUUCCACGGGAGGGCGGGGUGAGGGCAGAGGAGGCAGCAGGGGAAGAUGGCAUGAAAAGAUGGUGGGCACGUCAGAUUAGAUCAAGUAAUUCGCCAUCAUCGACGUGACGAUGAAGAGGGAACCUUAGCGAGGCUAGUUCAAGAACCGCCAUCGCUCGGCUUCCAAAACAUCGCUGUUCAUGUCUCUGGGCUCGUAUAUCAUCAUUCGUGCCCAGGUCCAGACAUCCCGCUAGGAGUCUGAACGUCCGGGGGAGGAAAGAAAAGAAAAGAAAACAAAAGGAAAAG